AUGGCUAUGAAUUUUGGGUAUGGUAAUGGUGUGAUAUGCAACUUUAAAUUUCAAUAUGGACAUGGUGUGAUGUAUGGAUAUGAAUCUAUUCAUGGAAAUGGUGUGAUGUAUGGCUAUGCUUUUGGGUAUGGGAAUGAUGUGAUGUAUGGCUAUGAAUUUGGGCAUGGAAAUGGUGUGAAGUACAGUUAUGAAUCUGGGCAUGAAAAUAGUGUGAUGUAUGGCUAUGAAUCUGGGCAUGGAAAUAGUGUGAUGCAUGGCUAUGAAUCUGGGCAUGGAAAUGGUGUGAUGUAUGGCUUUGAAUUUGGACAUGGAAAUGGUGUGAUGUAUGGCUAUGAAUUUUGGCAUCGAAAUGGUGAGCAUGGAAAUGGUCUCAUGUAUGGCUUUAGAUUUGGGCAAGGCAAUAGUGUAAUGAACAGCUAUGAAUUUGAGGAAGGAAAUGGUGUGUUGUAUGGCUAUGAACUUAGUAAUGAAAAUGAUGUGAUGUAUUGA
Molecule: messenger RNA, 489 nt
Organism: Mytilus trossulus (common blue mussel)
Lineage: Eukaryota; Metazoa; Mollusca; Bivalvia; Mytilida; Mytilidae
Product: keratin-associated protein 21-1-like
Exons: 1
Coding region: 1-489 (162 amino acids)
Source: RefSeq, a predicted model, not a curated record